AUGUCUAAUGUAACCAUCGUAAGAGAUUUCCUGCUUCUGGGAUUUUCAGAGCAAAGGGAACUCCAGAUCUUACACCUUGCAGUCUUCACAGCAAUGUACAUGGCAAUUCUCAUUGGAAACUUCCUCAUCAUCAUUCUGGUAGCUAGAACUACCCACCUUCAGACCCCAAUGUAUUUCUUCCUUGUCAACUUAUCAGUUGUUGACCUUGGAUCCACAACCGUCACCAUUCCCAGAUCAAUAGCUAAUGCCCUGAUGAACACAACAGGUAUUUCUUAUUCUGAAUGUGCUGCACAAAUGCUAUUGUUCCUCUUCUUCAUGUCAUCAGACAUUUUCCUCCUCGCUGUCAUGGCCUAUGACCGGUAUGUGGCCAUCUGUCACCCACUGCACUAUACCUCUGUGAUGAAGUGGGGAAGGUGUAUUCAGCUGGCUGGUGGGGCAUGGGCAGCAGGCUUCCUUAAUGCUGCUCUGCACACAGGUACCAUUUUUUCACUGCCCUUCUGCUCCAACAUCAUCACUCAGUUCUUCUGUGAAAUCCCACACCUGAUGAAGAUAUCCUGCUCUGAUCCAUACUUCAGUGAAAUGUGGGCCCUUCUCUUUAGUUCAGCCUUAGGUCUUGGCUGCUUUGUGCUCAUUGUCACAUCCUACGUGCAGAUCUUUACCGCAGUGCUGAGAAUGUCCUCCAAGGCAAGCAGGCAGAAAGCCUUCUCUACUUGCAUUCCCCACCUCACUGUUGUCUCUCUCUUACUUAGUACAGGUAUCUUCUCCUAUGUCAUGCCAACCUCCAGCCCUUCAUAUAAUCUGGAUGAAGUGCUUGCUGUGAUAUAUUCAGUGAUUCCUCCAAUGAUGAAUCCGUUAAUUUACAGCAUGAGGAAUAAGGAUGUCAAAACUGCCCUGUGGAAGCUGUUUUACCAGACACUUCCAAACAAUAAAUCAGUUCCAUAG
Molecule: messenger RNA, 942 nt
Organism: Podarcis raffonei (Aeolian wall lizard)
Lineage: Eukaryota; Metazoa; Chordata; Lepidosauria; Squamata; Lacertidae
Product: olfactory receptor 14I1-like
Exons: 1
Coding region: 1-942 (313 amino acids)
Biological process (GO): G protein-coupled receptor signaling pathway
Cellular component (GO): membrane
Molecular function (GO): G protein-coupled receptor activity; olfactory receptor activity
Source: RefSeq, a predicted model, not a curated record